UCCAACUUCCCACCGGUCCCCAAACAUUCCCGACCUCUUUCUUGCAGUACAAAUGAAGCAUCUCCACCGGAAUCCUAGCGACCAGUCCGUCCCGCCGCCGCCGCCAUGGAGGAUUGGCUCUUCUACUCGCUCACCACCAUGCUCUGCCUCCUCAGCUCGCUGCUGCUGAGGGCCCGGGCCCGCAGCCCGUCCCAUUCCGCGACGCAGACGCCGCCGCUGCCUCCAGGUCCGGUGCCGCUGCCGGUUCUGGGCCCGCUGCUCCACCUGGCGCGUCGCGACUUCGACCUGGAGCCCGUGCUGCGGCGCCUCGCGCGGGCCUACGGCCCGGUCUACUCCUUCGCGCCAUUGGGGCUGGCGCGGCCGAUGAUAUUCGUCGCGGCGCGAGGCCCAGCCCACCGCGCCCUCGUCCAGCAGGGCGCCGCCUUCGCCUCCCGCCCGCGCGCCACCGCUCCCGCCGCCGCCGUGCUCACCAGCGGCGGCCGCAACGUCAGCUCCGCGCCGUAUGGGCCCACCUGGCGCGUGCUCCGUCGCACCCUCGCCUCCGGCGUGCUCAACCCGGCCCGCCUCCGCGCCUUCGCCCCCGCGCGGCGCUGGGUGCUCGACGUCCUCCUCUCCCGCAUCCGCUCCGGCGGCGGCGUCGUCGCCGUCAUGGAGCCCUUCCAGUACGCCAUGUUCUGCCUCCUGGUGUACAUGUGCUUCGGCGGCGAUCGCCUCGGCGACGCGCGCGUGAGGGACAUCGAGGCGCUGCAGCGUGACCUCCUCGCCAACUUCCUCAGCUUCCAGGUCUUCUCCUUCCUCCCGCCGCUCACCAAGCUUGUCUUCCGCCGCCGGUGGAGCAAGCUCGUCUCGCUGCGCCGGCGGCAGGAGGAGCUCUUCGUCCCGCUCAUCCGCGCCAGGAGGGAGGCCGGCGCUGGCGGAGACUGCUACGUGGAUUCCCUGGUGAGGCUUGCCAUCCCGGAGGAUGGAGGGAGGGGGCUCACCGACGGCGAGAUCGUCAGCCUCUGCUCCGAAUUCCUGAGCGCCGGGACAGACACCACGGCCACGGCGCUGCAGUGGAUACUCGCGAACCUGGUCAAGAACCCGGCCAUGCAGGACAGGCUAAGGGAGGAGGUCUCCGCCGCCGUCGACGGCGAGCUGCGGGAGGAGGACCUGCAGGGGAUGCCGUACCUCAAGGCCGUGGUGCUGGAGGGGCUGAGGCGGCACCCGCCGGGGCACUACGUGCUGCCGCACGCCGCGGCGGAGGAGACGACGCUGGACGGGUACCGCGUCCCGGCGGGCACGCCGGUAAACUUCGCGGUGGGCGACAUCGGGCUGGACGAGGAGAUCUGGACGGCGCCGUCGGAGUUCCGGCCGGAGCGGUUCCUGCCGGGCGGCGAGGGGGAGGACGUGGACCUCACCGGCAGCAAGGAGAUCAAGAUGAUGCCGUUCGGCGCCGGCAGGAGGGUCUGCCCCGCCAUGGCGCUGGCGCUGCUGCACCUCGAGUACUUCAUGGCCAACCUGGUCAGGGAGUUCGAGUGGCGCGAGGAGGCCGGCGAGGAGGUGGACCUCACCGAGAAGCUCGAGUUCACGGUUGUCAUGAGGCGGCCGCUCAAGGCGAGGGCUGUGCCGCUGAGGCAAGGAAGGCCCAUCGCCGCCACGUGCUCAGGUUGAUCGACAGGGGCGCACCAUCUUCUCCUUUCCCGUAUGUUUAGUAGUGCAUCAUAGCUUCUCGUUGCUCAUGACCAUAUAAAGAUGGUAAUUAGAUUAAGCUUGUCUUCUUCUUUUCUCAAUUUGCUUUUGCUAAUGAAAUGUAAUGUGUGGUUUUCUAAUCUAAAGUCAGAUUAAAAUGAAA
Messenger RNA from Triticum aestivum (bread wheat), 1831 nucleotides. RefSeq names its product cytochrome P450 89A2. Gene Ontology annotation, cellular component: membrane. The record is from RefSeq and is a predicted model, not a curated record. Gene Ontology annotation, molecular function: heme binding; oxidoreductase activity, acting on paired donors, with incorporation or reduction of molecular oxygen, NAD(P)H as one donor, and incorporation of one atom of oxygen; iron ion binding. The coding region runs from base 106 to 1650 and encodes 514 amino acids. Lineage: Eukaryota; Viridiplantae; Streptophyta; Magnoliopsida; Poales; Poaceae. The transcript has a single exon.